Messenger RNA from Melanotaenia boesemani (Boeseman's rainbowfish), 8211 nucleotides. It is a transcript of the gene svila, whose product is annotated as supervillin a. Gene Ontology annotation, cellular component: cytoplasm; actin cytoskeleton. Bases 667 to 7524 code for a protein of 2285 amino acids. The transcript is spliced from 41 exons. Gene Ontology annotation, molecular function: actin filament binding; phosphatidylinositol-4,5-bisphosphate binding. The record is from RefSeq and is a predicted model, not a curated record. Gene Ontology annotation, biological process: barbed-end actin filament capping; actin filament severing; cytoskeleton organization. Lineage: Eukaryota; Metazoa; Chordata; Actinopteri; Atheriniformes; Melanotaeniidae.
GCAUGCUGCUUCUUUCAUUUUGUCCCUGCUGAGAGAUGACUGGAAUUUCUCAUCUGACUGAGAGGGUCAUUUCAACUUCAUCCUCUCUCCUCGUUUCCUGCACACGUUAUUUCCACUCCUGCCUCCAGACCCUGCACACUCUCUCUUCCUCCUCUUCUGACUCUCUGCACCGGUUUCUUUGGCAUCCCACUUGUGUGUGUGAGCCAAGGGAAAGCAGUGCUCCCAUGGGACACUCCUAAUGCACACAGACUGCUGGCUUUUCCUCUUCCCUGCUCCUGCGAGGCUCGUGAAGCAUGCAGGAGGACACUUCGUUUUCUACAAAGGGGACGGAGCCUAAUUUUCCUGCUCUGGCUAAUGAGCUUACCCUGUGCUGAGCAGCUGUCAGCUCUGCAGGUUGUCUUUGAGAGGAACCGGAGUGGGUCCUAGAGACAGCCUAGCAGCAGCCCCAUUCCCUGCUCCUCUGUUUGCCACCCGGACCUCCUGUGCUCGUACCGGCACUGCGGCUGGAACAGCUAUCCCCCCUCUCUCUCCUCUGCCUUCCUCUCCGUCUGUGCUGAAUCACUGACAAAGUAUUUUAGUAGCUGUAUCACCUCUCGGGCAGCUGCCCCCAUUUUCUCUUUCUUUCAAAUCUUUUCUGUUUUAACCUUUUGCCUGACUGUUGCCAAAAUGUAUCCGAACCCGUGGAUCUCAAAUUACCUGAGUCACAUCAAGUUUUGCAGCCAAGGAUUUGGGGGUGAGACGCCUGUUAAACUCAACAAACCCAGGUUGCUGCAGAAGAGAGCACUGAGCUUCCAGAAAGAAUUCUCCUUCGACGAAAAAGGCGAUCCACCCAAAAGCACCAGAGAUAUAGAUGUUAGUCUCUCAGCCAAUCUCCCCAAAGUCUCUGAAUUAAGGAAACGGUUUGAAGGCAUUACCACAAGUGCAAGUGACUGUGAAAUGAACAGAAAGGAGCGAAUUGUUCGACGCCUAGAGGGCAUCGAUGGUGAGGUGCAUCCCUCCCUUCUGCCUAGCUUGGUAGCUAACCGGCUUCUAGAAGAGGACAUGCCGCGGUACACUAGGGCCUCUGACCCUGGUGCUGUGACAGUCCAGAGGUAUGGCAUGGAAGGAUUUGAAAGCCAAGACAUGCCGCUGAAGUCACCCGAUCACGAGUUCAGAGCUCGCUGCAGGCCUGAGCCUCAGUCGUCCAUCCACAUGGAGCCAGUCCACAAUUCAGGUUCUACCACCCAUUCCCUGGAGCUAGAAUCCAAGGCUGAACGCAUUGCCCGCUACAAGGCAGAACGCCGCAGACAACUGGCUGAACGCUACGGCAUCUCUCUGGAUCAAGAGUCUGACUUGGACCAUUCCACUUGCUACACCCACACCCGCAAGGAGUCUGACAGCUCAGAAAGGCAUAACAGAGGGGAACCUGUGGGGGAGGAAGGCAGGGACAUCACCCUGAGUGCUUACACCAGCCUGAGACCUGGGGGCCCAGCACCACUGCAGAACCACCCUGACCUGGGCUAUGAUGUUGCUCAAGCCAGGCUGGACUCGCUGUCAGAGAGAGAGAGGCUGAUGAACCUGGAGAACCAACGCAGGGCUGCUCCCCCUGAGCCUCCAUCCUCCUCAUACAUGGACGUGACCUCAUUGUCCUCUGUUCAGGACUCCUCCGUCACAUCUAUGGCAUCCCACUCUCCAAACAUGACCAGACAUUCAUCCCUGUCCUCCCCCAAACAGGGAGCGUCUCCAGGGGAUCUGCUCAUUGAGCAACAGGCCCACAGCAUCCUCAGCCGACAGGGAAUCAAAGUUAGAGAGAGGCUUGCCAAGGAGAAGGGCCACCAGAUGACCUCAGAGUUAGGAAACAUUACAGAAGCUCCAGUAUACAGCAGACAGCUUCAGUACCAGCCCCAGACUUCUGCUCGCUACCACAGAGACGUGCUGCAGGUCUACUCCCACCAUCAUCCUCACCAUCAUCCUCAGGCUCAGCUCAGCCGCUUCAGUCAGCAGGCUGGACAAGAUGGCAGCAGUUACCCCAGCUACCUGUCCAUGACCUUCGCUUCCACAGCUGGGCAGCAGGAGGAGAUGCAGGAAUUUGAGGAUGUGAAAACUGAAGGUCUACUGAAGAGCAGGAAAGCUGUCCUUCCCUCAGAGAUCCGACGCAGGGAGAGGAGCACUGAGGACCCCCGAAGAGGAAGAACAGAGGAAGAGGUGCAGACAUCCAGGGUUAGGGUUAGCUUCAGCCAAACAAGAGAGGCUGCAGAGGAAGCUGCACAAGUCACAAACAGAUCCAGGAGAGAGGAAACUGAGCACAUCUCCUAUCUGCAGGCAGCAGAGGGCAGAUCUGGAGACGGAGAAAACACCAUUUACAUCCACAAAGGCCAGACUGCAUCCUACAUCCAGCCCAGAACAUCACACAUGGGUCCAGGUAGCUCAGCCUCCAUGACUGCCCUGAACUGCCUGGUGUCAGAGGAUGGGGAUCCACAAGGGUCCAACCAAAGGAACCAGCACCUGUUGCAAGACUACAGGGAGGUCAGGGAGGACGAAGGGGUUGGCCUCCAGGACAGCCGGGUAUCUGUGGCCCAGCUCCGACAUUCCUACAUGGAGAGCACCAGUACCCCUUCAAGCAGGCGCAGGAAUGAGCUCGAGGAUGAGGAGGACAGGAUACUUGGGGGCUACCAGGCCCCAUGGAGAAGUGAAAAAGAAAGGGGGCGCAAGCCCCGGCAAUAUAUCCGUCUUGAGGAGAGUAGAAAGACCUCAGAGAGGUUUAGGACACAGCCCAUCACCUCUGCUGAACGCGUGAAGACUGAUAGGUCUUGUGUGAGUUCAGACUUUCCCUCCACAGAAGUCGAUGAAGAGAAGCUGGACGAGCGGGCCAAGUUGAGUGUUGCAGCCAAGCGCUCCUUCUUCAGGGAACUGGAGAAGAGCAUUGAUGUUGGAGCUCCCAAACCGCGGUCUAGGAAUGCAGCAGGGGACAGGAGACUACGACGGACUCAGGUCCGAUGCAGAACUCAGCCAGUCACCACUGAGGAAGUAGUCAUAGCAACCUCCAUCCCCUCUGGUGUUCCACACAUGGUGAUGGGUUAUACUGCUGCAGCGCGUGCUGACAGCCCCACCCUAGUUUGCAGCGAUACCCAUCCCUACAGCCUGAAAGUGUCUUCACAGCAGAGCUCUGCUGGCCAGGAGCAGGUGCAGGAGAUCCGGCAGGAGGUUUGGAUCAACAUGCAGAUGUCUACAAUGGAGGAGAAGCAGAGUCAGGGUCAGGAGGAGCCCGACCUCUGCACCCUCAGCCUGGCAGAAAAGAUGGCACUGUUCAACCGGCUCGCACAGCCUCCAACCAGGGUGACCCACAGCAGAGGAGACACCCGGCAGCGCAGAGCCAAUGCUCGCUACCAAACCCAACCCAUCACUCUGGGAGACAUGGAACAGGAGCUUUCAGACGUUGACAGUGAAGAUGAACAGGAGCUGUGUGACAGCCUGGCUGAACUCCUCCAUCUUCAGAACGGUUCUGCCUCUCGGUUCGGACAUCUCCCUUCCUCAUCAGCCUCCUCUGCACUCAGAGCAGGAGGCACCGUCUCCACCAACACUGCUGGAGACAUCCACAUACCCAGAGCAGCAGCCUGCGUGGAGCCCACCCCUCCCAGCCUCGACAGGCCUCUGCAGCCUCGUCACCCAGACGGAAAUGCCUUCAGGUCCCAGGACUACUCCUUCUCGGACCACCACAGGUACCACAUCUCACACCAGGAAGAGGACACAGCUGAUCUGAGAGCAGCCAAGAGGAAGCUGUCUUCUCCAGAGAGAGCUGUCAGGCAGCCGGCUCUGCCCCAUCCCCAGACUGAAAGAGAGAGGUGGGAGGAAGAGGAGGAGGAGGAAGAGAGGGUGGAGAGGCAGGGAGCCGUGCAGAGCUCAGAGAGCCAUAAGUUUCAGGAGAGCCAGGAGCACAGGGGGUCUCUGAGGGAGGACGGACCCCAGACAGACCGAGCCGUUGGUGGAGAGUCUGCAGUUAUAACAUCCGAGCUUGCGACCGGCCUGGUUCAGCCUGGUCAGGAAGACGAGCUGAGUAACGUGAUGGCGGCUCGACACAUGUCCAUCAAAGAGAGAGUGGCCUUGUUGAAGAAGAGUGGUGAGGAAGACUGGAGGAACAGGAUCAAUAGGAAGCAGGAUGUGGUGAAGGUUGCUGUGGGCGAGCAACAGGCUCAGCUCUUGGAGGUGGAGCAGAGCUUCAAGAAGAAGGACGAUGAAGCUCUGAUGAAGAUGAUCGGUGAUUUUGCUGUGUCUGACCAGCUGUGGGAGCCGGUCUUUACUGCUACCCUCCGUCCUCCCUCUGAGCCUUCUCUCCACGCUCCUUCCUGCGAUGACACACUCGGCCAGGCCACCAGAUCUCCAAGGGCCAUACAGGCGGAUGAAAGACACCCCUGGAGAAGGAAGAGAGUUGCAGACAGUCACACAGAGACGAUAGAAGCUCACAUGUCCAUCCAGGAGAGGAAGCAGCAGAUUGUGGCCCAGGAGGAGGCCUGGAAGACCAAAGGCCACGGAGCUGCCAAUGACUCCACCCAGUUCACCGUGGCAGCACGCAUGGUGAAGAAAGGUCUAGCCUCUCCUUCUGCACUCCAGUCCCCAGUUAUGUCCAAACCAAAGAACAGCAGCCCUGCCAUCUCCAUGCCACAGGAAGAGAUCAAAGCUGUGCCAGAUCUGAACCUGGAGUCGGACAGGAAGCUGGAUAAACUAGAGUCAUUCCUGGAUAAGCUGCACAGUAGAGUGUCCGGACUACCAGAAGCCACCAUCACUGUAACCGGGAAGAAGGUGAAAGAAGUGAUGACCCUCGAAGAUGAAACUUUUUCCAAGUUCUACCCCCAAUUGGAUGAUCUUCCUGCCAACACCAACAAGGUGGCAACAGAUGAUGACUUUGAUGCCAUAUUCGACCCCCAGAUGCCAAAGCUGACCUCGGAGAUGGUGCAGCACAAGCUGGCGGUGCGUCCGACCCGCAACGUGCAGUCGUCCAGGAACCCUCUGAAGAUGCUGGCUGCCAGGGAGGACAUCCGGCAUGAGUACACGGAACAGAGGCUCAACAUCGGUCUGCUGGAAAGCAAACGAAUGAAGGCUGAGAAGAUUAAUAAGAGCUCUGCUCUUUCUGAAGUGGCUCUUGCCGGUCUGGCCAGCACAGAAAACUUUAGCAACUUCAACCUGCGCAGCAUCAGCGUCUCCGAGCAGACAUCCAACAACAGCGCUGUGCCGUACAAGAAACUCAUGCUGCUGCAGGUCAAAGGCCGCCGACACGUCCAGACCCGGCUGGUAGAGCCCAGAGCAUCCUCGCUAAACAGCGGCGAUUGUUUCCUGCUCGUCACACCGCAGCACUGUUUCAUCUGGGUCGGAGAGUUUGCCAACAUUAUUGAGAAAAGCAAGGCUUCGGAGUUGGCCAGUUUCAUCCAGAGCAAAAGAGAUUUGGGUUGUCGAGCAAACUACGUCCAGGUCAUUGAGGAGGGCAUCCCCACACGCAGCCAUGCUGAGUUCUGGAAGGUUCUUGGGGGUCACUCGGAUUAUCAGACUGCUGGGACUCCAGAUGAAGACGAGCUGUAUGAGGGUGCCAUCGUGGAGACAAACUGCAUUUACCGCCUGAUGGAUGACAAGCUGGUUCCAGAUGAUGAUUUUUGGGCCAGAAUGCCUCGUUGUUCACUGCUGAACCCAAAAGAGGUUCUAGUGUUUGACUUUGGCAGUGAGAUGUAUAUUUGGCAUGGGAAGGAAGUGACUCUGGCUCAGAGGAAAGUGGCCUUCCAGCUGGCGAAGCAUCUGUGGAAUGGCACCUUCGACUAUACAAACUGUGACAUCAACCCACUGGACCCGGGAGAGUGCAACCCACUCAUACCAAAAAAAGGCCAGGGCCGACCUGACUGGGCCGUGUUUGGCAGACUCACUCAGCACAAUGAGACCACCCUGUUCAAAGAGAAGUUCCAGAACUGGAAUGAGUCCAGGAAAACACCCAGUCCCACAACUACCAACGAUCAUAUGACUGAUCACAAGGAGCUGCCCACUUCCUACAACACCUCCCUGAUGCUGCCCCUCCAUCAUGCUCCAGUAUGCACCAAGCUGGAUGGGUUUAAUGUGGGCCGGGGCUACGGCCUGGUGGAGGCAGAGGAGUGGCGGAGCUAUGAGGUCAGUACUCUGGCAGUGGAGGUGUGGCACAUCCUGGAGUUCGACUACAGCCGCCUGCCUCGCCAGAGCAUCGGGCAGUUCCAUGAAGGCGACACCUAUGUAGUGAAGUGGAAGUACCUGGUCAGCACGGCAGUCGGGAAGAGACAGAACCCAGAACAGAUGAAGACAGCAGGAGCUGGAAAGGAGAAGUGUUGCUACUUCUUCUGGCAGGGCCGCAACUCCACCGUCAGUGAGAAGGGAACAUCUGCACUCAUGACGGUGGAGCUGGAUGAGGAGCGAGGAGCACAGGUCCAGGUCCAGCAGGGGAAGGAACCUCCAUGUUUCCUGCAGUGUUUCAAAGGUGGAAUGGUUGUCCACUCAGGAAGAAGAGAGGAAGAGGAGGAGAACUCACAGAGUGAUUGGUGUCUGUACGCUGUGCGUGGGGAAGUGGAGGUGGAGGGCCACCUGCUGGAGGUGGCCUGUCACUGCAGCAGCCUGCGCUCCAGAAUUUCCAUGGUGCUGCUGAGUGUUGGCCAGGCCGUCAUCUACUUGUGGCAUGGCUGCAAAUCUCAGACACACAUUCAAGAAGUGGCUCGAACCGCUGCCAACAAACUCAAAGAACACUGUCCUCUGGAAACGGGCCUCCACAGCAGUAGCAAAGUGACCAUUCAUGAAUGUGAUGAGGGAGCCGAGCCAGUGGGAUUCUGGGAAGCUCUCGGCAGGAGAGACAGAAAAGCGUACGACUGCAUGCUUCAAGAUCCAGGCCGGUUUAACUUCACCCCACGUCUGUCCCAGCUGAGCAGCAUCUCGGGGGAGUUUGCAGCGGUGGAGUUCCUCUAUCCCGCCAGAGUGCCAAACCUGGUCAACUCUAUGCCCUUUCUACAAGAGGACCUGUACACGGCUUCCCAGCCUGCUCUGUUCCUGGUGGACAACCACCAUGAGGUGUACCUGUGGCAGGGCUGGUGGCCUCAGGACAGUGACAGCACGGGCUCGGCCCAGAUCCGCUGGGACUCAGACAGGAAGUGUGCCAUGGAGACGGUGUUGCAGUACUGCAGAGAAAAGAAUGAGAAGAAACCUCCCAAAGCGUACCUGAUCCAUGCAGGUCUGGAGCCACUCACCUUCACCAAUAUGUUCCCCAGCUGGGAGCACCGAGAGGACGUCGCUGAGAUCACUGAGAAGGAGGCAGACGUGUGUAACCAGAUCAUCCUGGUGGAGGAUGUGUUGGCCCGGCUCUGUAAGACCACGUAUCCCCUGGAAGACCUUCUGAUCCGGCCGCUGCCUGAGGGUGUGGACCCUCUGCGGUUGGAGGUCUACCUGUCAGACCAGGACUUUGAGAAAGCUCUGCAGUUAAACAGAGAGGAGUAUGGAGCUUUGCCCGGAUGGAAGCAGGUGAACUUGAAGAAAGCUAAAGGACUUUUCUAAAAUCACCAGAGACCCCCUGCAGGAUGCUGUUCAGGCCUCUGUCUUGUUUCCAUCUGCUGCAGCAGAGGAUGCGCCUGUGAUCAGCCUGGCUGAGGACGGAAGAGAGAUGGAGGUCAGCCAGCCUUUUAAUGCUGCACAUUUUCAUCUUGGAUGUUGGUUCUUACGUAAAAAACGUAUGCAGCUGCAAACAUCUUUGAGUGUGUAAAUAAAGUUUUAAACGUGGUCUAUUGAUGUAUGUACAUAUGUACUAUUUGUGAGAGGCCAGUGCCCCCUAACAGCGAUCUGUUGGAGUGUUAGCAGGUCUGUCAGCCUGAUAAACACACUUUCAUAUACAUGUGUGCAUCUUUGUGCAUUACAGAUAAUUUAUAUUUAUAAUAAACCCACAGAGGAAUUAAGAACAGUUUCUAGUAUAAAAGAUGAUGAAAAUAUAAAAUUGAUACUAAAUCUCUGCUGUACAGAUCACAUUUUGCCAUUUAUUAAUAAAGCAGCCUUUUCUGCAGGUAUCUUUGUUUCAGGCAGUCACAGAGAGACAGAACUUAUUAAAGGUUCAGGCAGCAUAAUAAUGAUGAUAACAUGUCUGCAUGGUGCCUUUCUUUGUGUACAGUUUCUAUACAGAUUCUAGUCUGCAUUUGCAAGGCUUUUGUGAUAUAAAGAACUAUUAGAGAAAUAAAUGGUUUAAUAUCAGCA